AUGGAUGCAGAAGAAUUUCGACAACGAGGAAAAGAAAUGGUUGAUUUUAUUGCUGAUUAUUUAACAAAUGUUCGAUCACGACGUGUAUUUCCAAAUGUGAAACCAGGUUAUAUGCGACCAUUGAUUGAUGCUGAAGCGCCAAGACAUGGUGAACCAUGGGAAAAUAUUUUUAACGAUAUCGAACGUGUAAUCAUGCCCGGAGUUACACAUUGGCAAUCUCCUUAUAUGCAUGCUUAUUUUCCAGCUUUGAAUUCAUAUCCAUCAUUACUCGGAGAUAUGCUAGCAAACGGUUUGAAUCAAAUUGGAUUUACUUGGGCAUCAAGUCCAGCAUGCACUGAAUUAGAAACAGUUGUUAUGGAUUGGUUAGCAAAAAUGAUUGGUUUGCCAGAUGAUUUUCUACAUUCACAUGCAGAUACAACAGGUGGAGGAGUGAUUCAAACAACGGCUUCUGAAGCAACACUUGUUGCAUUACUUGCUGCUCGAAAGGAGGCUAUUCAUCGAGUCCAAGCUCAAUUUCCUUAUUUAAGUCCAGCUGAAAUCAACGGACGCCUUGUCGCUUAUUGUUCUGAUCAAGCUCAUUCAUCAGUCGAAAAAGCUUGUCUUAUUGGGCUGGUUAAAUUAAACCUUGUGCCCAGUGACGAUAAAUUACGUUUACGUGGUAAUGCAUUACGGCAAGCCAUUGCUAAAGAUAAAGAAAAUGGUCUUAUUCCAUUUUAUCUUUGCGCCACAUUGGGUACUACAGGAGCUUGCGCUUUUGAUAAUCUGGUUGAACUUGGUCCGAUCUGCCAACGAGAAAAUAUAUGGAUACAUGUCGAUGCAGCUUAUGCUGGAAGUGCUUUGAUUUGUCCGGAAUUUCGACAUUUGAUGAAUGGUAUUGAAUUAACACAGUCGUUUGCAUUUAAUCCAUCAAAAUGGAUGAUGGUUCAUUUUGAUUGUACUGCUAUGUGGGUAAAAUCGAGUGCAGCAUUGCAUCGAGCAUUUAAUGUCGACCCGUUGUAUCUGAAACAUGAAAAUGCAGGUGUAGCCAUUGAUUAUAUGCAUUGGCAAGUACCAUUGAGUCGACGAUUUCGCGCUUUGAAACUCUGGUUUGUAAUUCGUUCGUAUGGUGUUGAAGGUCUUCAAAAACAUAUACGAAGUGGUGUUCGAAUGGGUUCAUUAUUUGAAUCGUUCGUUACAACUGAUGCUCGCUUUGAAGUAUCGGCUGAACGUCAUCUUGGUCUUGUUACAUUUCGAUUAAAAGGUGAAAAUGAAUUAACUGAACAGCUGUUAAAGGAAAUAAAUCGUGGCGGAUUAAUUCAUUGCGUACCUGCGUCGAUUAAAGGAAAAUAUAUAAUUCGUUUUACAGUAACAGCGACAUCAACUAAUGUAGAUGAUAUUAAACGCGACUGGAAUAUAAUACAAGAAUCAGCCAGUAAAAUUCUUCGGCCACUUGAUGGUUUAUCAUUACAAGAACGAAGGAAUCAAAUGAAAUAUCUACAUGAUGAUUUCCGCAUGUCGCUUGUUCUAUCGAAUACACCGCAUAGUCCGUGUUUGAUUAAUGGAAGUUUUGCUGCUAUACUUCCACUAAAUACAAAUCAUAUCUAUGCCAUGACACAUGAGUUAUGCCAGCGUGAUUUAAAACAUUCUCUUCUACCUAUAUCAAGACGAAAACGAACAAAAAAUAUUCUGAAUCAUUCAAAAAUUGAAAAACAAAUGAGUAUCGAUGGCCGGAUGAUACAUAGCGGACAAGAAAAUAAGUAUUUCUUUUCAUCAUUACCAAUUAGUCGUCAAGGAAGUUUAGAUUCGCAAAUUGAAGAAAUUUUAAAGAAUAACUCUAUGGAUGACAACAAUAAAACAUAUAAUGGGCCGACACUUGCAUCAGCGAAUGAUCAUUCUGAAAAUCAUCUCAAUAUACCAGCGAUCCAUGAAUAA
This is a messenger RNA of Rotaria socialis, 1911 nucleotides long. NCBI's taxonomy places the organism in Eukaryota, Metazoa, Rotifera, Eurotatoria, Philodinida, Philodinidae. The record is from the annotation of a GenBank genome assembly.